AUGGCAAGGCCAUCCGGCUUGAAGCGCCCCUGCCCACCGUCGAGGGACGGUGCUGGAGCUGCGGCCAGGGGCCGGAACCGGCCUUCCCACCCUCCUGUGGUUGCGGUGACUGUGCCAGUGGCUGCGGAUGAGUACAACCACCGUGCCGAUGGCGAGCACCCCGAGGAGGCCAUGGAGGAGUUGGAGAUCGAGAACGACGUUGACACCACUGAAGACGGCAUCAAUUUGGGUGACGGCCAGCACCCGAUUGAUGUUGACGCCGGCAAUGGUGCUGGUGGGGUGGAGGUGGACGGCUCCGAGAACACUAAUGCUGCCUCAUCUGGAUCUGGUAAUGGUAAGCUCACUGCUGCUUGUUGGGAUGAUUUUGUCCCGAUCCUUGAUGAGAAUGAUGUUAGAACUCAUGCCAUCUGUAAGCGGUGUGGUAAGAGGUUUGCUGCUAGAGCUUCAAUUGGCACUGGUUCCUUGAAUAGGCACAUGGCAGCAUGUAGGAAGAAGCAAGAUAAUGAUCGUAGGGUUCAGUCCAGGCUUUCUAUGAGUGCUAAUGGGUUGCAUAACUGGGUUUAUGAUGCUGCUCGUGCUCGGAAUGAACUGUGUCGGUUGAUUGCUAGGCUGGAUCUUCCAUUAGGCGUUGGUGACACACAAGCCUGGGAAGAUUACAUUAAGAAUGCUCAUAAUCCUGCUUUUGAGAGGGUUUCUAGGCAGACCACUACUAGGGACAUGCAUAAGUUGUUUGCUGAAGAGCGUGCUUUGCUUAUGCAUUCUUUGCUGCCUGCUUGUUCAUCUGUUUCUUUAACAUCUGAUAUCUGGUCUGGUAAUGCUAAGGAAGAUUAUAUCUUUGUUGUUGCUCAUUAUGUUGGUCCUGAUUGGGAGUUGCAAAAAAAGGUUAUUGGGUUUAGGCUGAUUGAGUCAUCACAUACUGGGGAAAACAUUGCUGAGAAAAUUGCUAGUGUGGUUGAGGAGUUUGGUUUGAUUGAUAAGGUCUUUGCUGUGAGUCUUGAUAAUGCUUCUGCUAAUUCUAAGGCUUUUGAUAUCUUGCAACCUAUGUUGUCUGGUUACCUGGGCUCUUAUCCUGCACCUACUAAGGAUGAUCCUCACAAAGUCAAGUAUUUGCUUGUGCAUCAGCGCUGUGCAUGCCAUAUUAUUAAUCUGAUUGUUAAGUCAGGCUUAAAGAGGUUCAGUCCUUAUCUUGAUGCUUUUAGGAUAGCAAUCAACUAUUUGAAUUCCUCUAAUCAAAGGAUUGCAUUGUUUAAGAACUAUUGCAUUGCUAAGGGUGUUAGACCUAGAAAGUUUGGAUUGGAUAUGGAUGUUAGAUGGAAUUCAACCUAUUUGAUGCUUAAACAUUUGCUGCCAUAUAAAGAUGUGUUUUCUGUGUGGAUUGAGUCAAACUAUGGUGAGCAACUGCUGACUCCCCAGCACUGGUAUGCUGCUGACCAGAUUAUGAAAUUCCUGGAGAUGUUUUAUGAUGCAACUGUUUCUUUGUCUGGUGUUUACUAUCCCACUGCUCCACUUAUGAUGCAUCAUAUCCUUGACUUUGCUGAGCAUUUGCAUAAAGCUGAAAGUGAUCCUGGAUUCAGAAGUAUUGCAGCUCCUAUGAAACUUAAGUUCCUUAAGUAUUGGAGGGACAUUCCAUUACUAUAUUCUUAUGCAUUCAUUCUGGAUCCUAGAGCUAAGAUGAAAGGCUUUUUUAAUGUGCUUGAGUUACUUGCUAAACAGACUAGUACCUAUUAUGGUGUUUACUAUGGUGAUGUGAAAGAUAAGAUGACCAGAUUGUUUAGCAAGUAUGAGGAGAGAUAUGGUGCAGCUCGGUCUCAAAGGCCUCCUAUGCCUAGUGCUCCUUCAGGUAAAAGGAAGCAGGUAUGGGGAAAGAUCUAUGGUUGUCCUGGUGCUUCCUCUGGCUGUUCCCCCAGUUCAUCUUCUACAUCUGGUGUCAAUGAGCUGACAGCUUACUUGGACAGUGACACUGUCACUGAUUGGGGAGACUGUACAGCAAGGAUACUCGAAGACCGGCGGCGGCGCUUGUUGCCUGAGCAUGUGGAAAUGCUCACCUGCAUCAAGGAUUGGGAUCAAGCAGCAAGAAAAGAACAGCAUGCACCUGAGGACGUCGACCUAGAGGAGUUGUUCGAGAGCAUGCACCUGGAUGAAGGUGAAUGCAGCGGCAGCGGAAGCAGCACUGGCAGUGGCAGCGGCAGCGGCGGUACUGCUGGUGCUGGUACUUUUAGACUUUUGGUUGUGGUUGUCAAGAAGUGA
Sorghum bicolor (sorghum) is the source of this 2247-nucleotide messenger RNA. Its product is annotated as zinc finger BED domain-containing protein RICESLEEPER 3-like. NCBI's taxonomy places the organism in Eukaryota, Viridiplantae, Streptophyta, Magnoliopsida, Poales, Poaceae. The record is from RefSeq and is a predicted model, not a curated record. The transcript has 3 exons. Bases 1 to 2247 code for a protein of 748 amino acids. Gene Ontology annotation, molecular function: DNA binding.